Messenger RNA from Agrilus planipennis (emerald ash borer), 2336 nucleotides. RefSeq lists its product as uncharacterized. The transcript has 5 exons. The coding region runs from base 1 to 1773 and encodes 590 amino acids. The record is from RefSeq and is a predicted model, not a curated record. Lineage: Eukaryota; Metazoa; Arthropoda; Insecta; Coleoptera; Buprestidae.
AUGAUGAUGUGCGAUAUUAAGCCGUUUUAUGAUGAAGUGUGCCCGUUACCGCCACUCCCCCGUGUCUGUCACUACAAUUUAUAUGCAGUGACUGUUGGAAAUUUCAUUGUGCAGUCCCACACCCCCUUGUUAGCAUUAAUAACAAGAGACAACNAAGACCUACAAGUUACGAGUAGAGAACGGAAUCCUCAAUUCUGUGGAAGUCCACUAAAGUUUAGAGAUCGUGGAUUUUACAAUAUUAAAGUGGAAGAGCUUGGCUGUUCCGAAAAUGGAGCAGUAGGGGAAGCAAUGCCUGUUAACGAAGACGAAAUAUCACUUGCAGAUCCUUUUGGACCGUCUUCUACUUUAACUCCUACAAAUAUAACAAGUACUACUAGUACUAGUACCACUACAACUACAACAACAACAACUACAACGAAGAAACCAGAUCCAACGACCACAAAGGCGAAACCCAGUACGCCAAUUGCGUCAAGUACAACAUUAGAAGCCCUCAGUUCUCUGCCCAGUUCCUCGACAACGACUGCUUCUACCGCUUCUCCUCUCCCAACAACAGCUAAAGUUUCAAAUACAACAACGAUAACUAGCGUCAAAACUUCUGUUCGCACUUCAACUUCGAAGAGCACGGUUCCAGCAUGGAGACAGGGCGGUAACAAUCAAAAUCGACACUCGCUGUUAAUGGGACCUCCUUCAAGAAAAGGUGCCGUUUCGGAUACGGAAGUUAAAGUGAAAAACGCUUACCGACAGGACAGUUCCGUCAUAAUUCAAUGGAGUUCCGACACACAAAAUAUUUUAGGCUUUAGAGUCGUAUACAGACUCUUUGGGGAUAAAAGUUUUAAACAGGGGCCUCCGUUAGAAGCCAGUGAGCGAGAGUUCAAGAUUAAAAAUGUUCCAUCACAGGAAUGUAUAAUCGUGUGCGUUGUUUCGUUAGAGGACACGAACGUUGCUCCCGAAACAGUUCCAUACUCACAGUGCCGAGAAGUUAGAACCGUACUAUCAACAUCAUCCAACAUGGAUAAAAUCACUAUUGCCGCAAGCGCAGCAAUUUGCGGAACAAUCGUGAUUGCAGUAAUAAUUUUUGUAGCGGCUUCGCGACAACGAUCUAAAAGAAUACAAGAGAUGCAUCAACAGAAGAUAGCCUUAAAAAAUGGUUUGCCUAUUGCUGGACUUCCUGUGAACUGUUGUGGAGGAUUAGGACCAACCGCAAGCCCCGGAGGUCCUUUAUCAUCUUUAGCAACAUUAAGUGCAUUUAACAGUCCAAAAGAUUGGGAUCAGGUUUCGAAUUACAGUUCACCACCUAUACACCAACAAAGGCUGCAUGGAUUAGAACAAUCAUCAUCACUCCAAGACGAUACAAGAUCGCAUUUUAGUUCGAAAGGUCAUAAACCGCGAUCGAUAGCAGAUGGUCAGUCACAACACAGUUUUUCAAACAAUUCUGGCAGAUUUAUGGCUACAAAUGGAUUUCCCAACACCCUUCUUACAACUAGGCCAGACUUAUGCCAAUCUAGGCAAUCAUUAGCCAUGCAUUCAGACCGGAUGUCGAAGGCGUCUCACGGCCUAUCACACGCACCCACGCAUUCAGUAGCGUCUUCGCGACGACAAAGACCGCGCUCGAGAUCUCGAGACAACUACAGACCAGGCAGUAGAUAUAGCACAGCAGGCUCGACACACACCUUAAGUAAUUACUGUGAUAACACUGAUAACUGGACGGACCACGAUAUGGACAUCUAUAUGGCAAGAAAUCCAACAACAAGAGGUGGCCUCGUUCCACUUUGAAUAAGCUGAAUAAGUACAUACGUACAUUUGUACAAAAUAAUAAUAAUAAGAAUAAACCAGAAUACGUAUUUAAAUAAAUAAAUAGUACUCACAUCAAUAAUAACUAAACAAUAAGUAACUAAAAAUAGUGUGAAUGUACGUGUGUGUGUCUGUCGUGUCUGUCUUUGCUCAAUCCAUACAUUAUCAUCACCUGUUUUGGUUGAUCACUUCUAAUCAAAUAUUAAUAAAAUAAAGUCAGAGGAGUAACAAAUCGAAGUAAAUUGAUAAUUUAUCAAUAAAUUAAAUACCAUAUGCAAUUUCCAUAAACGUUCUAGUUUGCUUUAUACUGUACAGUUUCCUUAAAAAUCAUUUUAUGACGAGAUAAAUCAAUAAAAAAAUGUUUCCUUGCUAAUCUGGUUUUGUUUGUUGACAAAUACUGACUUUAAGAUAUUAUAAGUUAACUGGCAUAAAAGAUAAUUACCAAAUAAAUGUAAGACAAUUUGCAGGAACAUACGGUUAUUUAAUAUUUUUAUACAUACCUUAGCAAUUAAUUCUUUCGCACAUAUUUUUGUAAAUAAUUGUUG